UUUUCUUCGACAACGAGGAGAUGCUUAUAAAUCAAAACGCUGCACAACAAAGAUCGGAAAUAAUUUAUAAAGUAAAAAUAAAAACCUUCUCCCUCCCUCGUUUGGCUGGUAAACUUCAUCUCCUCUUUCAUCAACAAAAGCCAAAAGGUGAAUAAUUUCCAUCUUCCUUGUUUUGAAAAGAUUUUUAACCCCCCUCCGAUGCUGUAAAUGGCGGCACAGUCGCCGAUCAAAGACCCAAUCGGAGCAUCCACUGAAACCCUAACCCAACAACCUGAUUCCUCUUCCUCCAUCAUUCCAACCGUCAAGUCUGAGAUUCCGGUCGCCGCCUCCGCUUCCCCUUCAGUUGGGGUUGUUCCCCGUGCUUCUGAACCGGAGACCAUCAACAUCCCCAGCUAUUCCAGGUGGUUUUCGUGGAACAAUGUCCACGAAUGCGAGGUUCGGUUCCUUCCUGAGUUCUUCGACGCUCGGUCCCCGUCCAAGAACCCUAGGGUUUACAAGUAUUACCGUAAUUCGAUAAUCCUGUCCUUCAGACAAAACCCUUCGAGGAAGCUCACGUUUACGGAUGUUCGGAAAAUUCUUGUUGGAGAUGUGGGAUCCAUUCGCAGGGUUUUUGAUUUUCUGGAGGCUUGGGGUUUGAUUAAUUACUCCGGUUCUGCCUUGAAACAGCCGUUGAAAUGGGAAGAGAAGGAUAAUAAGUCCGGUGGGGCGUCUUCGCAUACCGGGGAUGCUGGAGGAGGUGCUGUUGAAUCUAUUCCUAAGAGGAGAUGGUGCAGCGGCUGCAAAUCCCUCUGCAGCAUUGCUUGUUUUGCCUGUGAUAAGUUUGACUUGACUCUCUGUGCACGGUGCUAUGUUCGUGGCAAUUAUCGGGUUGGGGUCAAUUCUUCAGAUUUUAGGCGAGUUGAAAUCAGUGAAGACACAAAAGCAGGUUGGACUGACAAAGAAACUUUGCACCUUUUAGAAGCUGUCUUGCAUUAUGGUGAUGACUGGAAGAAGGUUGCGGAGCAUGUUGGUGGUAGAAAUGAGAAAGAAUGUGUUACUCAUUUUAUCAAGCUUUCUUUUGGGGAGCAAUAUCUUGGACAUACAAGCUCUGGGGAUGUUGAUAACAAGUUUUCUCAAGCGAAGGACCAGAGUGAUGCUGGAUUUGGACAGGAAAAUAUUGGCACUUCUUCCGCAAGUAAAAAAAUGCGACUCACACCACUUUCUGAUGCAAGCAACCCAAUUAUGGCUCAGGCUGCAUUCUUGUCGGCUUUGGUGGGUGUAGAGGUUGCAGAAGCUGCUGCUCAAGCAGCUGUUGCAUCUUUGUCAGAUGUGGAUCCUAGAAAAAUGAAAGAGGGUCUUGGAUCUUUUGCUAAUGGUGCAAGAAUACAAGACCCUAAUGUGGAAUCCAAUGGCGACACCACCUCAAAUGCGUUGGAAGGAGCUUAUAUAGAUGCAAAGUCACUGCUCGAGAGGGAAGAGCUGGAUGUGGAGAGAGCAAUUUCUGGCAUUACUGAAGUGCAGAUGAAGGAGAUUCGGGAUAAGAUUGUUCAUUUUGAGGAGUUUGAAUUGCAUAUGGAGAAAGAGUGGCAACAGCUCCAACAAAUGAAGAGCCUACUCUUUGUUGAUCAGCUCACCCUUCUGUUUCAAAAAGCUGCUGCACCAAAAACUGGAGAAUUGAUGGGGGGCGAGAAUGUUAGAACAGAUUGAUCUUUUUUUCCUGGAUAUCCCAGAAAGAUAUUCAUGUAAGGAAUUAGUAUUUUUUUUUUUUUUGGCCAAAAGACUCAUAAAUCAAUUCUGCAAAUGAAUGUGAAGCAACUGCAAAGGUGUGGAAAAUUUUUUCAA
This is a messenger RNA of Vitis riparia (riverbank grape), 1821 nucleotides long. Its product is annotated as SWI/SNF complex subunit SWI3B. NCBI's taxonomy places the organism in Eukaryota, Viridiplantae, Streptophyta, Magnoliopsida, Vitales, Vitaceae. The transcript has 6 exons. Gene Ontology annotation, molecular function: protein binding. The record is from RefSeq and is a predicted model, not a curated record. Bases 208 to 1686 code for a protein of 492 amino acids.